Molecule: messenger RNA, 1639 nt
Organism: Morone saxatilis (striped sea-bass)
Lineage: Eukaryota; Metazoa; Chordata; Actinopteri; Moronidae
Exons: 2
Coding region: 323-1228 (301 amino acids)
Source: RefSeq, a predicted model, not a curated record
AAAUCUUGUUCUCCACAUGUAAGAAAACAUGUUUGUUUGGUACAGACCCCCCCCUAAAAAUGCAACAUCAUCAUGAGUUUAAAGUGUAUAUUAAAUUUGUGAUACAAAAAUGAUCAUUCCCACACUAAUUGUGAAUCAUGUCACAUUUGCAAUAUGGGUCAAAAUAACUGCAGUAUGAUGUUUUUACUGUAUAAAGCAGCACUAAUAUUUAUUAACAAUCAGCACGGGACAAAGAGAAGUUAGUUGCUGUUAACAUUUUCUUUUUUUCUCCCCUCAUCAGCACAUCGCAGACCUGCUUCAAAGCUCCAAAUCCAGGGCUCGAAUGGCCGGACGAGCUCGCCUAUCCCUGUCCCACACCGUCCUGCUGUCCCUCACUCUGCUCACCGAGCGUGUCAGCUACCGCUCGGUGUCUCGCCGCUUCCACCUGGAGAAAGGAAACAUCCACAGGAUCUUCUUUUCUUUCUGCGAGCGCAUCAACACGCUGGAAGAGACGCUGAUCAGAUGGCCAGUCGGUGCAGAAGCUGUAGAUACCCUCGUCCCCCUCGCAGGUUCAGAGAAGGAACAAGAGGAGCAAGUCGUCCCUCAGGUCCUGGGAGUCUUGGGACACAUCCGCAUCCCUAUCCGCCUGCCAAUAGGAAAACAUGACGUGGAGAGCGCAGUGCCUGAGGUGAAGAGGAUGAAGAAGGAGGCCCACCCCGACUCCUGGCUGAACCUUCAGCUCGUGUGCGACCGUAAGGGCCGGUUCCUGCACUGCAGAAUCAGUAGAGGAUCAGAUGUGGACAGAGGCGGCGCUCUGAGGGACAAACUCCGACAGGAUCCUGAACUGAUGCCCUCCGGCUCCUGCCUCGUGGCCAGAGCCGGAUACCCGCUCACGCCUCAGAUUUUAACUCCGUACUCAGGAAGUCUCGGACUAAAAGAAGAGCUCUUCAACAAGACACUGGAGGAGCAUUUUCACCUCCUGGAUCAGGCUGUCUCCAACCUGAGAGCCAGGUUUCAGAGGCUCCGGUAUCUGGAUAUUGGGAACUACGAUCGAGCCAGAGCCGUUGUGCUGACUGCCUGCGUGUUGCACAAUGUGUUUCUGGACAUGGGACAAGCGGUUCAAGGGGAAGUUGAGAAAGAUGAAGACGUGAGCCGAGAGGGAGAGGGGGAGGUGGACGACGAGGGUGCACGCAGACGCGACGCCAUCUCAGAUCUGUUGCUUAAAAACUGUGGUUGUGAUAGCGCGUGAUGUGACGAGGCCUGUUGGAAAACUUGUGUUUAUAGAUGUAAAUGAGCAGUUCUGUGAUAUAAAAGGUUUAUUUUAACAGUCUGUCUGCAUAUAUAACACACAUAAUACUCAUUGCUGCUAUCAGAAUACAGGGAUAGGUUGCAUUGUGGGAGUUUUCCAUAGUAAAUCUGGAGAAUGCUUCGUUAUUACUGUGGUUUACUAUAAUCGGGAUGACAAAUAGACUUUAGGACUGAUUUAAAAAAAGAUUUAAUUCUCGUUUUUCUGACAUGGACGUAGGCUUAAUCCCAAAGUUAGACUUUUAUUCACAAAAGUUAAUCAGAAUAAUAGAUGCCAUUAUGUUUCAGAGUGGAAGUGCAUGCAGGCUCCAGAAAACAAUAAAAAAGUCAAUGAAUAAAUAAUAUUAAAUGUGAA